Molecule: messenger RNA, 1104 nt
Organism: Aegilops tauschii subsp. strangulata
Lineage: Eukaryota; Viridiplantae; Streptophyta; Magnoliopsida; Poales; Poaceae
Product: protein TIFY 9
Biological process (GO): regulation of jasmonic acid mediated signaling pathway; response to wounding; regulation of defense response
Cellular component (GO): nucleus
Source: RefSeq, a predicted model, not a curated record
GCCAUCUUUUCGCGCGUUCCGACCUGCGCUGCAGAGCAAUGAGACUUCAUUUGAGAGACGGCGACGACGACAUGGGUCGUGAGCUCAUGCAGCGGUAGCUCGAUCGACACCGGCGACCAGUAGCCAGCAGCUCUCGUUUCAUAUAUAUUAGGCCUCGCGCUCCCGAUCGAACGUAACAACUCCGCUCAUUGCCCAUAGCCACGCCACACGAGCGCCUCCAUACCCCCUCUACUCUACGUCCUCGAGCUUGGGAUCGAGCAUGUCGUCGAGAGCGCCGCCGGUGGAGCUCGACUUCCUCGGCCUCCGCGCCGCUGCCCCCAGCGAACAACACGGCAAGAGCACCGGCUCCUCCUCCUCCUUGUCGUCCAUCCGAGGGAUGGAGACGAGCGCUAUAGCGAGGAUAGACCCCCAGCUGCUGCGCCGCGUCGUCGUCGCCCGCUCGCCGGCGACCACGGAAGAGGCGCCGGCGGCUCCCAGUCCCAUGACGGUCUUCUACAACGGCUCCGUUGCCGUCUUCGAUGUCUCCCACCACAAGGCAGAAGCUAUAAUGCAGAUGGCAAGGGAUGUAACGAUGGCAGAAAGGCGCGACCUCGGCAACAAUACACCUGUUGGAAAUUCAAGCAAAGACAUACCAUUGGCAAGAACAAAAUCGUUACAGCAGUUCCUCGUGAAGCGUAAAGAGAGGUUGACCCGCAUGGGUCCAUACCAUCCCGGCGCCGCCACCGUCAGCAGCAACUCUCUUGGUGUGAAGAAGGAAGCGGAAGCAGCCUAGCUAGCUUCUGGGCUUAACUGAUUAGCUUGAUGUUCAUUUGGUACUCUUGAUUAUUGAUUAUAGCUAAUUGUUCUGGUGAUUAUCAGUGUAUAUUCAUGUGUGUGGAAAUGGAACCACUAGUGGUUGCACUAGUAUAGAUACUUUUUCUUUUUUGCGGGAAAGCACUAGUAUAGAUACGUGCAACAGAAUUUGGUAGCGGUGGCUUAAGUUUGGUCAAUGCGCUUUUCUACAGAUGAUUAAUUUUGCAUGCACUCAUGCAAAUGUAUGUAUGUAUGUAACACUGUUUUUUAUAAGGGGUAGAUCAUUUGUAUCAAUAUAACUGUUCUGCCAUA